CGAGGGCGUGGUGCAGAGUGGAGACCGGCCGGGCGAGCUGGGAUGCGGGAGGCCGGGACGGCAGGGAACGGACUGGCAAGGGGCCGGGGCCGGAGCCGGACCAGGACGCGAGAGGGCAGGAAGGCAGGGGCCGGCACGCGGUGGGGCAGGAAGACUGGGGCCGGGACGCUGCGGGGCAGGAGGGCCUGGGCGGGGACGCAGGGGGUCAGGGAAGGGGCCAGAGGCCCGACCCCAUUCGGACUCGCACACGCCGGCCUCCCUCGGUGCCGCAUGGCGACUGCGUGGCCUGCCGGCUGCCCGCGCUGAGCCUCCCCGUCUCUGCGAGCUGUCCUUCGUGCCAUGGUGUAGGUGGUUCUGUCUCUGCAUCUGAGGGCCGAACUUCCGGGGCUUUGGAAUCACUUGCUAGGAGUCUUACCUCCCUGCCACCCAGGCCAUCAUGGCAGCUCGCCUGGUGAAGCGAUGUACAUGCCUCCUGAGAGAGGCUGCUCUUCUAGCCCCUGCCGUAUCUCCGGUUGGCCGACUGAGACUUGCCAGGGUAGCGCAUAAGACUCUGACUUCCUCAGCUACCUCACCCAGUUCCCACUUCCCAGGAUCCUUGUCAGAGCUUGUGGAGAGGGAACAAGUCUUUACUCCCUACCCAGAGCGCCAGGAGGUGGACCACCUCAUCGAGAAGGCUGCCCGGCCUGAGGAGCUCCUGGACCUGCUUGGUGGUGGUCACUGCCUGCACCAGAACCAUGCAGCACUCAUCCUCAUCCGCCUCUCUCGCCUGCUGUCUGAGAAGCCAGGAGACAAAGCCUCGCUCGUUCGGGAUGCCCGCUUCCAGCAGCUUCUCCAUCUCGUCAACAGUCAGAUAACCACGGUCUGGCACGGCACCCUUGUGAAGCUGCUCCGGAGCCUCUAUGCACUGGCGCUCCCCGCAGGAUCCAAGGAGCUGCAGUCGGUGGAGCAGGAGGUCCGCUGGCGAAUGCGCAGGCUCAAGUACAAGCACCUGGCCUUCCUGGCCGAGUCGAGCACCACCUACAUGCAGGAACGGGAGUCCCGGGAGCUGCUGGCUGAGCUCCUCGUGCACCUGGAGCGGCGCUGGGCAGAGAUUGAAGACGGCCGCACAGUGGUGGCCAUGAUGAUGAAGGUGGGGCACCUCUCAGAGUCACUGAUGAACCGCCUGGAGGACAAGUGCCUGGAGCUGGUGGAGCAGUUUGGCCCCGACGAGCUGCGGAAGGUGCUGGUGACGCUGGCAGCUCAGAACCGGCGGUCGGUGCCCUUGCUGCGGGCCGUCUCUUAUCACCUGGUCCAGAAGCCCUUCCCCCUGACGAAAGGCAUGCUCCUGGACCUGGCCUAUGCCUACGGUAAACUCGGCUUCCACCAGACCCAGGUGUUCCAGCGCUUGGCCGCCGACCUGCUGCCCCACACGCCCAGCCUGACAUCUGGUGAGGUGGCCCGCUGCGCCAAGUCCUUCGCCUUCCUCAAGUGGCUCAACCUGCCCCUGUUCGAGGCCUUUGCCCAGCACGUCCUGAACAGAGCCCAGAGUACCACUGUGCCACACCUGUGCAACAUGCUCCUGGCUUUCGCCCGUCUGAACUUCCGUCCAGAACGAGAGGAUCAGUUCUUCAGCCUGGUGCGGGAGAAGCUGGGGUCGGAGCUGGCAGGCCUGGACCCGGCCCUGCAGGUGGACGUGGUGUGGGCCCUGUGUGUGCUGCAACAGGUGCGGGAGGCGGAGCUGCGGGCUGUGCUCCGCCCUGAAUUUCACACCCAGUUUCUAGGUGGCGAGUCCCCAAAGGAUCAGAGUAUCUUCCAGAAGCUGCUGCACAUCAAUGCCACCGCCCAGCUGGAGCACCCCGAGUAUACCAGCCCCCUUUUGCCGGCCUCAGCCUUGGUCCCCAGGCUCUCAGCUCUUGACAAGAAGGUGACCCCCUUGCAGAAGGAGCUGCAGGAGACACUGAAGGGACUGCUGGGGAGCUCCGACAGGGGCAGCUUCAUGGUGGCCACGCAGUAUGGCUGGGUUCUGGAUGCUGAAGUGCUGCUGGACGCCGAUAGCCAGUUCCUGCCCCUGAGGGACUUUGUCGCCCCUCAUCUCGCCCCACCCUCCGGGAGCCAGCCGCUUCCCCCUGGGGCCAAGAGGCUGGCCUUCCUGCGCUGGGAGUUCCCUAACUUCAACAGCCGAAGCAAAGACUUGCUGGGGCGCUUUGUGCUGGCCCGGCGACACGUGCUGGCUGCUGGCUUCCUAGUGGUAGACGUCCCGUACUACGAGUGGCUGGAACUCAAGUCUGAAUGGCAGAAAGGCGCCUACCUCAAGGACAAGAUUCGAAAAGCAGUGGCCGAGGAGCUGGCCAAGUGACCUGUCCCAUGGCAUGGACUGCAUGCCCAGGGGGCUGGACUCGCCCAGCUGUGGGCACUGGGCGCACAGGAGGUGGCACGCCCGAGGACAGACCUUAGUGCAGGACCGUGGCCUGAAGUGGGGUGCUGGCCGGCAGCCCCAAGUGGCAGAUUGCCCUCUCGUGGGAAAUAAAUCUUUUACUUUGGUGUUCGACACCAGGAGGCAUCCCA
Messenger RNA from Equus quagga, 2544 nucleotides. RefSeq names its product transforming growth factor beta regulator 4 (gene FASTKD4). The record is from RefSeq and is a predicted model, not a curated record. Gene Ontology annotation, biological process: regulation of mitochondrial mRNA stability; mitochondrial RNA processing. The transcript has 11 exons. Gene Ontology annotation, cellular component: ribonucleoprotein granule; mitochondrial matrix. Gene Ontology annotation, molecular function: RNA binding. NCBI's taxonomy places the organism in Eukaryota, Metazoa, Chordata, Mammalia, Perissodactyla, Equidae. Bases 437 to 2335 code for a protein of 632 amino acids.